Dama dama (fallow deer) is the source of this 794-nucleotide messenger RNA. Its product is annotated as GTP-binding nuclear protein Ran-like. The transcript has a single exon. The record is from RefSeq and is a predicted model, not a curated record. Bases 1 to 651 code for a protein of 216 amino acids. Gene Ontology annotation, biological process: protein import into nucleus; ribosomal subunit export from nucleus. Gene Ontology annotation, cellular component: nucleus; cytoplasm. NCBI's taxonomy places the organism in Eukaryota, Metazoa, Chordata, Mammalia, Artiodactyla, Cervidae. Gene Ontology annotation, molecular function: GTPase activity; GTP binding.
AUGGCUGCCCAAGGAGAACCCCAAGUUCAGUUCAAACUUGUUUUGGUUGGUGAUGGUGGUACUGGAAAAACUACAUUUGUGAAGCAUCAUCUGACUGGUGAAUUUGAGAAGAAGUAUGUAGCUACCUUGGGUGUUGAGGUCCAUCCUCUUGUGUUCCAUACCAACAGAGGACCUAUUAAGUUCAAUAUAUGGGAUACAGCUGGUCAGGAGAGAUUUGGUGGGCUGAGAGAUGGGUAUUAUAUACAAGCUCAGUGUGCCAUUAUAAUGUUUGAUGUAACAUCAAGAGUUACUUACAAGAAUGUACCUAACUGGCAUAGAGAUCUGAUACGAGUGUGUGAGAACAUCCCAAUUGUGUUGUGUGGCAACAAAGUGGAUAUUAAGGACAGAAAGGUUAAGGCAAAGUCAAUUGUCUUCCACCGAAAGAAGAAUCUUCAGUACUAUGACAUUUCUGCCAAAAGUAACUACAACUUUGAAAAGCCCUUCCUCUGGCUUGCUAGAAAAUUGAUUGGAGACCCUAACUUGGAGUUUGUUGCCAUGCCUGCUCUUGCCCUGCCAGAGGUGGUCAUGGACCCAGCCUUGGCAGCACAGUACAAGCAAGAUUUAGAGGUUGCUCAGACAACUGCUCUCCCGGAUGAGGAGGAUGACCUGUGAGAAAGUGAAGCUGGGGCCCAGCGUCAGAAGUCUAGUUUUAUAGGCAACUGUCCUGUGAUGUCAGUGGUGCAGCGUGUUUGCCACUUUAUUAUAUAGCUAAGCAGAACAUGUGCUUAAUCUUUGGAUGCUGAAGGAGGUGGAUG